GAGCACGGCAGUGACGACGAGACCCUGAUGUGGACUUCAAUUGAAGUCAGGGAGAGUUUCGCUAAGGUUCUUGUCAUUCAGUGUCUGUGACUCCGACUCCGUCACUGCGAAGGUGGCACGCACUUUUUGAACAGCGUGGUGAAUGCAAACGAGCGCCGACUACUCGUCGUUUGGAGUCCCAACGACAACGGGGCCCAAUUUACCGUCGAUUCCCUCCAUCGGACACUUCAGCCCAGAGGCCCUUCCUAGCAAUCACAUGCUCAACCUCGCCCCGAGUCCCAGGAUUUUCCAAUCGUUUCUCCCUUCGGCUAAGGUAAAUGCCGUUCCUUCCUGGUCGCUACCGAGCUCAUGAAAAGCCGAUGUUCCCAGAGUUUGCGCUAGCCAGAGGCGCACGACUGACUUGCGAAAUCGGUGACAUCAUGUACUGAAGAGUCUGGACAGCCGGAGAUGGUGAGGAUCAGGAACCGGCACCUGUACGGGACACAGAGCAAAGAACAUCAAGACGAGUCGAGAGAGGUGGCAGCAAAUUCCAACAGCAGUGCGCCGAGUGCGGGGGGAGUGUAUCAGGGGCCAAUUACAGCCGCAUUGUGAACGGUGGCAUUGAUCAAUCUUUUGGCCUACUACUUGCCCUUGGUUUCCUUGGUGAUUUACCACCAUCUACAUGGCGUUGGGGAGGUUCACGUGAGUA
Messenger RNA from Parathielavia appendiculata, 688 nucleotides. RefSeq lists its product as uncharacterized. The coding region runs from base 143 to 352 and encodes 69 amino acids. The record is from RefSeq and is a predicted model, not a curated record. NCBI's taxonomy places the organism in Eukaryota, Fungi, Ascomycota, Sordariomycetes, Sordariales, Chaetomiaceae. The transcript has a single exon.